Molecule: messenger RNA, 2941 nt
Organism: Oncorhynchus mykiss (rainbow trout)
Lineage: Eukaryota; Metazoa; Chordata; Actinopteri; Salmoniformes; Salmonidae
Product: cytochrome P450 2J4
Biological process (GO): xenobiotic metabolic process
Cellular component (GO): cytoplasm; intracellular membrane-bounded organelle
Molecular function (GO): iron ion binding; oxidoreductase activity, acting on paired donors, with incorporation or reduction of molecular oxygen, reduced flavin or flavoprotein as one donor, and incorporation of one atom of oxygen; heme binding
Source: RefSeq, a predicted model, not a curated record
AGAGUUCAGUGAGGGUUUCCACCAUGUUGGAGGCGUUAGUCUGUCUGGUGGGACAGUGGAUCGAUACCAAGGGGGUCCUCCUGUUCCUCUUGGUUCUGUUGGUGACCAAGUACAUCCAUGAUCUGCCGCCUAAGAACUACCCACCAGGCCCCUUCCCCCUGCCUUUUGUUGGGAAUAUGCUGAAUAUCAGCAUCAAGGACCACAUAGGCUCCUUUAAAAAGUUUGUAGAGACCUACGGGGAUGUGACUACACUAGACCUGGGUGGAGGGAACCGCUGUGUGCUCCUCUCAGGUCUCCGAGGCUUUAAGGAAGCCUUUGUGGAUCAGGCCGAUGCCUUCACCGAUCGGCCAUCUUACCCCCUGAACGACAGGAUAAGCAGAGGCUUGGGCCUGAUCUCCUCUAACGGUCACAUGUGGCGGCAGCAGAGGCGGUUUGCCGUGUCCACGCUCAAAUACUUUGGAGUGGGGAAGAAGACUCUGGAGACCUCCAUCCUCCAGGAAAGCCAGUUCCUGUGUGAUGUCUACUUGGCAGAGAGAGGCCUGCCCUUUAACCCUGAAGACAUCACCAACAAUGCAGUGGCCAACAUCGUUUGCACCCUGGUGUUUGGUUGUAGGUUUGAAUACAACGACCACCACUUCCAACACAUGCUGAAAUGCUCUGAGGACAUUUUACAGCUGCCUGCUACCUUCUGUGGACGGAUGUAUAAUCAGUUUCCCACAUUGCUGCACUAUUUACCUGGGAGGCACCAAUCAGCCUUUAUCAACCUUGGUACCAUAAAGCAGUUUAUCAAGGAGGAAGUAGAGAAACACAAAGAGGACAGGAACCCGUCCAACCCCAGAGACUACAUAGACUGUUACCUGGAAGAGAUAGAGAAGAAUCAGGAUGGGGCGGCUGGCUUCACUGAGGAGAACCUGCUGCACUGCGUGGUGGAUCUGUUUGGUGCCGGGACAGAAACAACGUCCAACACCCUUCUCUGGGCAAUGCUGUACAUGGCCAAGUACCCCGACAUUCAAAAGAAGGUGCAAGCGGAGAUCGAUGAGGUCAUAGGUUCGGCACGCCAGCCCUCAAUGGAUGACCGAGCCGACAUGCCAUAUACCUACGCUGUGAUCCACGAGAUCCAGAGGUUUGGGAACAUCGUCCCCUUCACGCCUCCCAGAGUGGCCAAUAAGGACACCACCGUGGCGGGCUAUCUAGUGCCCAAGGGAAUGAUGGUGCUUCCAAUGUUAAAACCAAUCCUACAGGACAGAGAUGAGUAUGCAACCCCUAACCAGUUCAAUCCUGGACAUUUCCUGGAUAAAAAUGGAAAAUUUGUCAAAAAAGACAAUUUUAUCCCAUUUUCUAUAGGUAAGAGGAUGUGUCCAGGGGAGCAGCUGGCCAGGAUGGAGCUGUUUCUGUUCUUCACCUUUCUGCUCCAGAGGUUCACCUUCACACCUCCACAGGGCUGGGAGCUGGGCCUGGAGGGCCAGGUGGGCAUCACCAGUGGACCAAAGCCCUUCAAAAUCUGUGCCUUGCCUCGAUGAGACGCCUUGGGUGAAUCUCUAUUGUAUUUUGUUGAUUCCUUGUGUUCUGUCUCCUUGCCUCCUUCUCAAAAUACAUUGGAGGAAUGUGCCUUGAGAAGGAGACGAGGAGGGAGAAUUUAAGGAAUCAAGAAAAUACGAUUGAUAUGAAUUCCUUGUGCUUUGUGUAGGACUAGGCCCUGCAUGAACUGGUUGAUGAAGAUAAAUAGCAUUGUUUGUCAAGCCUGUCUAAAAUAUUUUGUACUCUAACUGAAGAAAUAUAUGGUAGUAGAGGUGGAGAGAAUUCCAGCAUCCAUCUGGUGCAUCAUGAUGUUUAUAUUGUAAGAGUGGUGUAUUAGAAUUGCAUUCAAAUUCUUUCCUCAUUUUUUUUUUACUGGAAAUUAUAUUUCUGGAAGACAUUGUAUACAAAAUGUGUUUACUUUACUUAUUUACUUCCCUGAAAAACAUAACAUAGCAUUUUUUUUUAUAGCUUGAACAUACUCUGCUCCUGUAAGGUGGCAGGUAAAUUCAAAAUACUACCUUGACGAUAUAUAAUCAGAGUUCAGAAUAUAGUUCAAAGGUCAGUCAAGGCAAGUCCUUUUUAUCUAUACUUACCUUAAUCAUACUAAUUUAAUAUCUUCUGCAAAACAAGACAUGGGCUGACUAAUGAUCAUUUUAACCGUCUAUGUAAAUAACUGUCUCAUGACCGUUCAAAACAGGGUGUAUGAUUAUUAUGAGCUUAUGGAUGAUGAGUGAAACAUCUCAUGUAAUUAUGUUAACUGUUACUGUGGCGUGAAGAAACCAUGCCAUCUCAAUGGAUCCGUGCCCUCUCAUUGGUGCGGGGUGGCACAGAUGUCAUGGGGAACGGGUGACAGGGUGAUGCCAAAGUUGUCGUCCCAUCACGGGCUUCACUCUGGGCGGCAUGGAGAACAAAAACCUCUGUAUGAAGGUGAAGAAGAGGAAUAGCUCCAUCCUGGUCAAGCUCUCUCCCAGACGCAUUAGUUUACCUGGAGGAGAGACAGGAUGGUAGAUUUAAGCAAUAAGGCUCCUCUGACGUUUGUGGUAUAUGGCCAAUAUACCACUGCUAAGGGCUGGUGUUACGCACCGCGGAGUGCCUGGACACAGACCUUUGCCAUGGUAUAUUGGCCAUAUACCACAACCCUCCGAGGAGCCUUAUUACUAUUAUAAACUGGUUACCAACAUAAUUAGAGCAGUAAAAAUAAAUGUUUUGUCAUACCUGUGGUAUACGGUCUGAUAUAACAUGUCUGUCAGCCAAUCAGCGUUCAGGGCUUGAACCACACAGUUUUUAAUCAGUAUUAGCUAAUUACUGUACUUCAUUGUGUGAACAUAAUGCUAUAGACUUCUUAUGCAGUUUGUGAACUAUAUCCCUUUAUUCUUCAUCGUAUACUGACAAAAUAUUUUUUAAAUAAAUUUGUGUUACAUGA